AAUGGUGUAUAUAUAUACAAACCCUGUCAUAUGCGUAUAUAUCGAUACUGAUACUGAUAUGAACUGUACCUGUAAGUUCGAUUCAGUCUUUAUCUUCGACUCUCACUUUAAUCUUCACGUAUAUGUUUUGGAAUAUUUGUGUCUGAGUGUCUGAAUCAGAAACCCUAAUUCUCAAGUUUGGUAUCAUCCGGGGACUUGAAAGAUCUAAUUUUUAGGUUUGGAUCAGAAUUUGUUGAUGUAAUGGCGGAUCAAGAGGAUGAGGAUUUGAAGAUGGCGUUGAGGAUGAGUCUGCAGAGCGACUCUCCGGAGCCGAAGAGGAGCAAGCCGGGAGAAAACGCCGUGGGCGGGGAAGAAGAGGAGUCGUCGGAGGUGAGGAACCGCCGGAAGCAACGGGAGCUGAUGGCGGCCGCUGCCGAGAAGCGGAUGAUGGCCGCCGCGAAGCAUGCCGCUGACGCUGCGGCAGCUACAGUGGUUGGAACUGUGGAAAUGAGAGGGGCGAUCGCUGCGAAACAAGAGAAGCCCGGUGGUUCAAGUGCUGGAAUAGAUAAGGCUCUUAAUUUGGUCAAGCGUGAGGAUAAAAAUGUCAACUUGGGGAAAGAGUUAUCUGUUGCGGAGGCUGGGCAGUUGUUCUCGUUGAUUUUCGGCAGUGAAGUCACGAAAGAAGUACUUAGGCAGUGGAGUAAUCAGGGCAUUAGGUUUAGUUGUGAUCCAGAAACAUCUAUGGGUUUAGUGCAGCAUGAAGGUGGGCCAUGUGGUGUACUAGCAGCAAUUCAAGCUUUUGUUCUAAAAUACCUUUUAUUUUCCAUGGAGGAGUUGAAUACUGCAAUGUCAAGCAUAUCAACAAAUACAGGCUUGAGAGGAUUUUCCAAACAUGAAUAUGUAGGUGCUGAUAAUUUUUCUUCUCUUACCGAGGACAAAAAAUCAAUAGCAUUGGUGAGAAGUAUGGCCGAGAUAUUGUUUUCAUGUGGAACUAAUGGAAGGGCUGUUAUAGCAUCUUUGAGAAUUCUCGAUGGUGACCUUGAAGGGUCUGUUGACAGCUCAAGGGAUGAGGUCAUUGCAAAAGCGCUUGACGGUCUUACAAUUGAAUCAGGCUUGGACUUCCACAAUGUUCUAAGUGUUAAUGAAUACACUUCACCAGCAAGUGCACUUGAAAGGAUCGAAGCAAUGCUUCCUGUAUACCGGAGUCGUAUGGGAGCAAUGCUUUUCCUCAUAUCUGCUUUGCUAUCUCGAGGAAUGGAUUCUGUUCAGGCUGACAGGGAUGAUCCCUCUCAACCAUUGGUUACUGCUCCUUUUGGGCAUGCUUCUCAGGAAAUUGUAAACCUAUUGCUAUGUGGAAGGGCUGUGGCAAAUGUUUUUGAUGGGAUGAUGGACUUAGGUGGUGGCAUGUUUGUGAAGGGUAUAUCCACAACUGUUGAAGUUGGAUUCCUUACUCUGCUAGAAUCCCUAAACUACUGUAAGGUUGGGCAGUAUUUGAAGUGCCCAAGGUGGCCGAUUUGGGUUGUUGGUAGCGAAUCUCAUUAUACGGUCCUAUUUGCUCUUGAUACCAAAGUUCAAGAGGAGAAUGAACUUGAGGGUAGAGAAUCACAGAUCCGACGAGCAUUUGAUGUGCAUGAUCAAAGCGGUGGUGGAGGGUUCAUCGGUGUGGAAGGUUUCCACCAAGUCCUUCGGGAUACCAAUAUUAUUCUCCCAGCUGAGAAGCUCGAGCAACUUUGCAACACGGGAUUCAUCGUGUGGAGUGAAUUUUGGCAGAUUCUUUUGGAUCUCGACAAGAAUCUUGGAGGAUUGAAAGAUUCUAGUGGCUUAUCGGGGAAAAAGGUUUUUGAUCUUUAUCACUUCAAUGGGAUUGCAAAAUCAGUUAUGAACGGGAACCAGCCGUCGUCUGGAAGAGAAAUUCCCCUACAAAGACCAAGACUAACUAAGUUGAGGGUCUCAGUUCCCCCGAGGUGGACUCCAGAAGAAUUUAUGUCAGACGUUCCGGCUAAAAUUGAUCCCGGGGCAAAGGACACAGUCACUGAAGUGUCUAAACCCGAGCCUUCUCAACACGCUCCUUUAGUCGACUGCAUCCGGACACGCUGGGCGCGUGCCACUUGUAGUUGGGAAGGCGAUGCACCCAGUAUAGUCUGAUCGGUUUAAGAACAACCCCGUCGAUACAACAGGAGCAUAAGAUCUGGAAGCAAGUGAGCAUGAAGGGAUUGGAAGAGAUCAUUUCAAGCUAUGAGUUUUGUACCAGAGAGGCAGGGAUUCAACAUUGUACUAGUGUAAUUUUAUGACUCCAAUUUGGUUUGAAACAGUCCUAUUCCGAGGGAACAAGGACGAUUUGUGUUCCCAUUAUCUUUUCUUUUCCGACCUCUAGGGGAUUUGAUUUAUUAUAUGCGUUGGAUAUUAAUUUGUUUUUUUCCCCAAUUUUUUUUUUCUUUUUUCUGUACAAGGGGAGGCAGAUGGAUGAAUAAUCGUAGAAUUGGUUGGUUGGUUAUAUAGAGAUUGGUUGUUGUAACUGUAAAAACCCUCCCCUCUAUUUGUAAUGAAUUGAAAUCUGCUGAAUAGCA
Messenger RNA from Ipomoea nil (Japanese morning glory), 2546 nucleotides. Its product is annotated as ubiquitin carboxyl-terminal hydrolase FAM188A. The record is from RefSeq and is a predicted model, not a curated record. Lineage: Eukaryota; Viridiplantae; Streptophyta; Magnoliopsida; Solanales; Convolvulaceae. Gene Ontology annotation, biological process: protein K48-linked deubiquitination. The coding region runs from base 241 to 2124 and encodes 627 amino acids. Gene Ontology annotation, molecular function: K48-linked deubiquitinase activity; cysteine-type deubiquitinase activity. The transcript is spliced from 7 exons.